GGAGAAUCGCUAAAGUCAUCGUGAACGAAGAAGAUCAGUUUCUUUCGCGAACCAUCCGGGUCUGUCUUCAUAACAGUGCCGCGCGCUUCAAAACGGUUCAGUGAAGAUGAGGAACUCUUUCGUCGCUUAUGUUCUCCUGGUUGUGUGCGUGAAGAACGCUCCUGCGCAGUUCAUUGGACAGCCGCCGCAAUAUUUGGAUCAAAGGAGUCAGCUGUCUCCGCAACAGCAGAGUCAUAUUUUAAGCGACGUCCAGCAGCAUCAGCAUAGAUUCAGUUUGAACCCCAAUAAUCAUUUUCCGAAUCAACAAUUCACGAGGCAUCAACAAAUCGUGCAACAAAGCGGUUUGUUUAAUCAACAACCUAGUAAUAGAUUUAAUAAUGAACAGAUUAAUAGGUUUAAUAAUGAACAGAGAUUUGUACAACCUACCCAAGCUAAUAACAUACAAUUUCCAACACAAGCCAGUGCACAACAACAGUUUUUGAAUCAAAAUUUACUGCAGCAGCAACAGAAUUUAUUAUUGCAACAACAACGGCAGUUUUUAAGCAAUCAACAAUUGCAGAAUGUGUUGCCUACAAAUCAAGGGCCUUUACCUCAACCUCAACUGCAACAAUCCUCAAUUGUACAACCCGAUAACUUGGUACCGACUGCAUUCCCAAUUCAACAAACCACAAACAAUAUCGUUCAACAUCAUACUCAAACAGCAUUCACCCCAAAUUUCAUCAACAACCAACAAAAUAAUCACAACCCAUUCCAAGUGAGGCCAACUCAAGAUCCAAUCCAACUCAUUCAACAGCAAAUUCAAGCUUUGGACCCUGAGAAGCAUAAGCAAAGAAUUAAGGAGUUAAGAGAUAAGCAAGCCAUCAUCGAAAAACAUAAUAAGUUUGUUGAGGCCCAGUACGACAAAGCUUUAAAGAAGGCACAAGAAGAACACGAGGAAUUUUUGGAGGAACAAAAAGAUCACAAGAAGAAAUUGUACACCAAGUUAUACAAACAACCUGGUUCAAUACAACAGUAUACAAGCUUUUCACAGCCUAGAUUGAUAUACCCAGAAGAGACGCCAUUAUUUAAGAAGGCUUUGGAUCAAUACUACAAAGAACAUCCUACUACAACUACCACUACAACCACCACAACUACCACGACUACACCUAAGCCUACUACACCUAAGAGGUCUGCUAAGAAGUUAAACAAACCAUCAUUUUUGCCGACUGUAUUACCGUCAUCACAAUCCAAAGUAAAAGCCAUUCAAUCCCUUGAAGAUUUGGAUAAUUUACGUAAAAAAUAUAAAUCACAGCAAAUCCAAAAAGAUGACUUACUAGCCCAACUAAGGCUCGCCAUUGGUAAUACACAAGAAGACGAAUCCAAAAACCUUUCAUCCAGAGAAAUUUCACUGGCUAAUGGAAAAAAAGUCCAGUUAAUCCAAACCUCAGACUCUGAGCUCCUACCAAAAGGUAAAAUCGAAGAAUUGACAUUACCAAAUGGUGAUAAAGUGCAAGUGGUCCGCGCCACACCAAAACCUGACGAAAUUAAACCCGACGAAAUCACUUUACCAACAGGUCAAAAAGUACAAGUAAUCAAAACCCCCAAUUCCAAAUUUCUACCAGAAGGUGAUGAAAAACCAGAGGAAAUCACUCUACCGAAUGGUCAAAAAGUAUUCGCCAUCAAAACCACCGAUCCAAAUCUUAUUGCCAGCGCCUCGACUGCAUCAUUAGGUUCUAAACAACCAGCUAUAAACACUCAAGAAAUCACAUUACCCAACGGAGAAAAAGUCGAGAUCAUCAAAACUACAGAUCCUAAAUUAGUGCCUGGUGCAACCCCUCUUGAACCUGGAAGCGAUUUGGAAAAAUUAGUCCUCGCACGUACAACAACAUUAAAACCACCAAAGGCAGUCCUCGAUGAGUUAACUAAGAACGUCGGUCCUGGUUUUAAAAUUGAUUUACUUAAAAGUGGAUCCAACGGAGGUUUAGAGCAAAUUGUAAGCGCAUCUAACUUACCCGACAAGAAAAAGGUCACCUUCGUGCUUCUUGAGGAACAAAGCGAUGGUACGUUGAAAGUCCAAGGUGUUAAAGGUAAUGGUAAAGGUAAACCUGAAGUUGAUGUUGAUUCAAUCCUUAAGAGAAUUAAGAAUGGCGAGAUUAAGUUACCAAACUUACCUAAAACAACCAAAAAGGCAGAAAUCAAGGUUUCCACUACAGAUAGGCCAGAGGGCGUUACAGUGACUCCUAACUCUAUUGCAUCAGAAGAAACUGGACCUAUUUUGAAGACCAACAUUGGAACACAAUUCAUUGCUACCUCCACACCAAUUUCCACAUUAUAUACAAAAGUUUUCUCCAGCACAAGAAAGCCAACUUACUAUAAUUUGGAUGACGCACCAAAAUCCUCAAAAUCAAACUAUGUAUCCUCAACCACAAGCAAUUAUAUUACAUCCACACCAUCCUCGACAUCUAUUAAAAGUACAACACCUAGAUCCAUCUCUUUGAGCACAUAUUCUGUAGAAACCCAUAGAGAACCACAUAUUCUAAACUUCGCACAAUCAAACCUGAAUGACUUGGUAAAGGAGGCGUCUUCAACAGUGGCAAAUAUGAACCAAAACUCGAUUGUGACGACAUUCCACGGACCGAAAUUGAAUGAGGAAUCAUCUGUGACACUGCAGCAAAGCGUAUCGCCCACUGCUGCCACCUUACCAGAAACACAGUCUGGAAAGGCACUGCCCGAGAUUUUAAAGAAGAACGGAUUGUUCGCCAUGGCUAAAUUCUUGAAGCAAUCCGGUUUGGAUACGAUUUUGAACGAAACAGGACCUUACACCGUUUUUGCGCCCACUGAUAAGGCGUUCAGGACUCUGUUGGUGCAACUUGGAGGUCCAGAAAAAGCAGAGGAAAAGUUCAAGGAGAACCCAAGAUUGCUCAGUGGACUUUUGUUGCACCACGUGAUUCCAGGGGCUUUUACUAUUGGUGAUUUGCAGGAUGAAAUGACAGGAGUAUCCUUAGCAGGGACGCAACUAAGAGUGAACCAGUACAACAUGCAUGAUGUCGAGUGGAAUGAUGUAAAGAUCACCACUAUCAACGGAGCUAAAGUACUGGACGACAAGAAAGACAUCGAGAUACCUCAAGGCAUAGCCCACUCUGUGGACCGCGUAAUGUUCCCCUUGCCAGUCGGAGACUUCGUUCAGACCUUGCAAUCAGAUAGGGAGAGACGUUUCACGAACAUCCUCAGAGCAAUUUUCGCGUCCGGUUUAGCUGAGAUGCUUCAAGAAUCAAAAACUUUCACACUUUUCGCUCCGACUGAUAAGGCUUUCGAAGCUUUAUCCAGCGAGGAUCUAACGAAAACCGUGACAGAUAGAACGCUGGCCAGAGAGUUAAUUUUGAGGCAUAUGGCGGUUGGUACUUUGUACACCAACGGUAUGAGGUACUACCAGAUUAGAGACAGUUUGCUCCCCGAUAGACAGCUCACUCUCAGCAAGCAAUCAGGUAAAGUUAAGAUAAACAACAUUCAAAUUGCCACGCCCAACAUCCCAACAACCAAUGGAGUCAUCCAUGCAAUAGAUUCCCUCCUGUGAACAAAAAUUCAUAAAAAAUUAAAAAAAAACACCAAAUCACCAUAAGAAAAACGUUGUUAACCCAUAAAGUCAUAAAAUCAUUUAAAAUAAUCUAUUUCAUGUUAUCUUUUAAAAUGUUUUCCAAUAAGUUCCAACUGUCAUUUUGUAAUAUAGUAUUUUAUAAGGCUGAUUUAAGGAGUUGAGCUUAUUGUAACACCUGGCAUUUUAUUAGAAUUUUUGUUGCGUAAGAAUAUUUAAUGUAGGUUUAGGAUAUGUAAAAAAG
This is a messenger RNA of Brassicogethes aeneus, 3815 nucleotides long. Lineage: Eukaryota; Metazoa; Arthropoda; Insecta; Coleoptera; Nitidulidae. The record is from the annotation of a GenBank genome assembly.